UGUCUGUCUAUAAUCCAUAACCCUCAUACAGUUAUUUCCACUCAAAUCAUAAACAAGCAACAUGAAGCCGUUGACCUGCUUGUGUGCGUGUUGAUUGUCGACAAAGUUUCGGUUUUGUGUAAAAACUGUAGUGAAUUCAGAGGAAAGUGAAAGUGAAAGACAUAAACGGCAGAUGAGGAAUGUAUCGUUGCUGUGUUACCUCGUGGCACGUUGUACUUAUCAUGGUUUGGUUUGUAAACCGACUUUAUCCUUUAGUGGACUGGUUAUGGCGCAGACUGUGUUUCAUGUGGCGGUGUUUGAUCAGAGUUUCUGCUCCAGUAGUCGGACGUACACUUUCAGCGAUAGGCUCCAAGAGAAGUGAUCACGGAAGCCAGAGUGAGCCUGAAACAAGUGACGAAAACAAACCUCCAGGGACAAGCUCCCCAAAGGAGGUAGAGGGGGUUUACUGUGAGGGUCCACAUGCGGCAGGGAACAGGGUCGUUGACCAGCGGUCAGAGUUUGAAGAAGAUGAGGAUAAUGAGUUAAGCGAUGAUGAGUUUCGAGUUGAGACCACGGACGAGUUUUACUGUGACUAUGAUUCAACCUGGGAGACUGAGGAGAGUCAGGAGGGUCCAUUCAAGAGGACCAGCCGCCCACAGUCCAGAAAUUACAAGUUUAACAGAUUUAGAGAUGCAGCAAGAGACAUGCAGAACUACAGGCAUGGCUACCCUCUCGACAUCAGACCACAACGCUGGAACAGGCCCCCACCUCUUGAGCAGGAUGACAAGCCUAACUUGAACUUCUACCUUGGACUGAGGUCCUCAUCACCUGACGGUGUCUACAUAAAUGAUUUCCACACUCAAUGGUAUGGAGAAUAUGACACACUGGAGUAUGUACACACCUAUAUUCAGUGGUUGUUCCCACUGCAAGAACCAGGAAUGAACUGUGAUGCCAGGACACUGACAAAGGCAGAAAUUGAGGAAUUUCUGAAUAAUGCAACUGCAAAGGCAAAUCUGUUGACAUCGUACAAGCUCAUGUUGGACUUUUAUGGUAUCGAAUUGUGUGAUGAGGAAACAGGAGACGUCAAGAGAGCAUGGAACUGGAAAGACAGAUUCAACAACCUGAACAGUCACACUCACAACAACCUGCGCAUCACCCGCAUCCUGAAGUGCCUGGGGACCCUGGGGUACCCUCACUACCAAGCCCCCCUGGUCCGCUUCUUCUUGGAGGAGACUCUCGUCAACGGAGAACUCCCAAAGGUCAAGGACAGUGUCCUCAGCUACUUUCUGUUCGCAGUCUUGGAUAAAAGACAACGCAGGGAACUCAUCAAGUUCGCCUAUUUGGAAUAUGACCGUAGAGAUGAGUUUGUGUGGUGUCCAAAGAAAAUACAGAUAAAAUGGUCAAUGUCCAAGUCACAGAAGGAAAUGCAUAGCAACAAACAGGCUCAUGUGCUUGACAUGGUGUAAUAUCUGGUAACAGUGUCUCUAGCUGGACCUUGAUAACAUUAAGCCUGCCGCCACAGAGCAACAGUUACUACCAGCUGGUGGAGGAGGUGACCCCAAAGCCUUAAAGUUCUUAUGCAAGUCCACAACAUGACUGCAAUUCAAAUACACAGCCUGAAGAGAAUCAAGAGGGUCAAAGCAGCAAAGACAGAGGCAGUGAUGAUGAGUUAACCAGUCAGAGGCAGAGAAACUCCAGAUUCUGAGGGUGAUCAGAGCAUCUUUGAAAUUUACUUUAACUACACAGUUGGUUUCUGUACUUUACACACCAAACUGAAUAUACUGUUAUUUAUGCAAAUGUUUUUUCACUUUAGUAUUAACAGUUUUGAUUUCUGGAUUUUUUUUUUCUUGGUCGUCUCAUUCUUGUUCUCGGGCUUUCGUAUAACAUUAAUUUCCAGUCUUCUGAACCAAAUGAAUGUUUUACACAAAGAGUGCAAUUUUAAUACAAGUGCUUUUGUCAUGAUGUGGGUAAGUAGCACAUAAAAAUAGUUUUAAGAACUGUUCAUCAGUUUGUUUGUGGUAAAUCAGUUUCUAGAGUCUAAAGUUUUUGUUUUGAUUAUCUUAUUCUGUGUUCACAGCCUGUUUGUUAUACCUACUUGUUUUAUAUGUCUUAUGUGCACAGAUCUUUUAAUCUUCCAUUAAUUCCUAACUGUAAUCAGAGUAAUAGUAAUAUUUUUGCAGUGGCAAGGUUGAAACUAAGGCCUGGUCAUUGCUGAGAAGGAAAGUUGAUGUUUCAGAGUUUAACUGCCUAACUGUAAUGAAGUAUGCUACUGGAAAAGGAGUAAGGAAAUACUGUAAUCAUGUAUGAAUCCUGUUGAUUUAAGAAAAAAAUUCUGUCUGACACAGUUUGUUUACAAUGCAGGUCAGUUUGUUAUUAUGUUUCUUACAAAUAAAAAACAGAAGUGUGA
Molecule: messenger RNA, 2386 nt
Organism: Thunnus maccoyii (southern bluefin tuna)
Lineage: Eukaryota; Metazoa; Chordata; Actinopteri; Scombriformes; Scombridae
Product: opioid growth factor receptor-like
Exons: 7
Coding region: 180-1445 (421 amino acids)
Cellular component (GO): membrane
Molecular function (GO): opioid growth factor receptor activity
Source: RefSeq, a predicted model, not a curated record